AUGGAAGAAUUCGAUCGAGUUCCCAUUGACAUUCAAUCUACAAACAACCCCUGUUUGAGUCCCAGCAGCAGCAGCAAUGGUCAUACAUUGACCAUAUCUCCUGGAAUGACACAGUAUUGGACUCCUCACUGUGAAGACGAAAUCAGACCAGCAGUAGACAUGAUUUUUAAAACAUUGGAUGCUGGUAUUGAAUUCUACACUCGUUAUGCUGCGAAAGUCGGGUUUGACACGAGGUCUAGUUCCGUCGUUACAGCACGUGACGGGACAAAAACUCAAAAGCUAAUCCUUUGCAACAGAGAAGGAUUUAAGAAUACAGGAGCUCAACAUUGUCAGUCGCAGUCAAGUGCAGAUGCAGGGGAAGGUCCUUCCCGUCCAAAGCGGCGAAGGGUUUCAAACAGAACUGGUUGCAGAGCUAGGAUUAUGUUUAAGUACAUUGGAGCAGCUGGGUACCAAGUUACCACUUUUAUUGAAAAACAUAAUCACAACAUGUCUUCGGUUCUGGCAAGGCAGUUUCUAAAGGGAAAUAGAAACAUCUCCAGUGUUCACCAGAAGUUUAUACUCGACUGCGCUAAAGCAAAUAUUGGAGCAUCAAAAUCUCACGGUUUAUACAGUCAUAUUGUGGGGGAUUACUCUGAAGUUGGAGCAACUGUAGUGGACUUUAAAAAUGUCAGAAGGGAUCUCAGAGCAUACAUAUUGGGAGCUGAUGCACAAAUACUGGUGCACAAUCUUAUUAAGAAACAAGAGAUGUGUCCUGCAUUUGCUUUUGACUACGAGGUUGAUGAAGAUGAGCAGAUGAACAGACUGUUUUGGGCAGAUCCAAUGUCAAAAAAGAAUUUUGUUGCAUUUGGAGAUGUUGUCUCUUUUGAUGCCACAUACUCAACAAACAGGUACGAUCUGGUUUUAACACCCUUCACCGGAGUUGAUAACCAUAAAAAAUGUAUAACAUUCGGUGCUGGACUACUGUUGGAAGAAGACAUUGAGUCUUAUGUUUGGCUCUUUGAAAAAUUUAAAAAGGCAAUGGGUAUGGAACCAAGAAUAAUUGUCACCGAUCAAGAUCCAGCUAUGAAAGUGGCGAUUCCAACAGUUUUCAAGCAAGCCAGGCAUCGUUAUUGCAUGUGGCACAUCAUGUGUAAAGUUGGGGAAAAGGUGGGUCCUACGCUGAACAAGGAUGAGGAAUUCAGGAACAAACUGAACUCAAUCGUUUGGACGUCAUCUUUGGAACCUCCUGAUUUUGAGAUGCAGUGGAGAGAGCUGAUGGAAAAGUACAACUUAGUCGAACACAACUGGUUUAAAACUAUGUUUGAGGCUAGAAAGCAUUGGAUCCCAGCGUAUUUUAGAGAUGUCUUUAUGGGAGGACUACUCAGAACAACUUCUCGUUCCGAAAGUGAGAACUACGCGUACAGCCGUUUUAGUGGUCCCCAAUCAAGCCUAGUUGAAUUCAUGAUGAACUUUGACAGUGCUCUUAGAUCACAACGUAACACAAACGCAAAGCUCAACAGUGACAACGAAGGCUACAAUCCGGAUAUGAAGACGCCUCUGGGAAUUGAAAAGCAUGCUUCAAUCGUCUACACCAUUACUGUUUUCUAUCAAGUUCAGGAAGAAAUAUGUGCCUCCUGUUUCAAAUGUAUGGUGUUGAGUGUUAGAGAAGACGGUGGAAUGUUGCACUAUGAUAUUAUGGAUGGAAAGAACAAAAGAUUUACUGUGGUGCACAAUGUAAAUGACCAUGAGGCCAAAUGCAGUUGCAAGAUGUUUGAGAUGGUUGGACUGUUGUGUCGACACAUAUUUGUGGUCUUUAGAGACCUUGAAAGGAUCCCUCUGAAGUACGUGGUUAAUCGGUGGACUAAGGAUGCAUCUUUAAAAGCUACGUUUGAAAUAGAUGGUGUGAUUUACGAUCAGAAUGGACCAAAGGAUGAAAAGAAGAUGUUGCUGAACAAAGUGUGGUCUGAUAUACACUGUUGUAUGGAUCUGGCAGGAUCAAACAUGGAGCAAUUGACUGCAUUUUCCAAAGUGAUUGAUGAACAGAAACAGCUACUACUGUCAGGAAAGGAGAAAUUGUCCCCUCAGCACAGCAGGAGGACUGUUAUAGAAUCAUAUUGUGGAUCAACAGAAAUUUCAGAGAUCAACAUACUUCCACCGAAACAUGCAAAGAACAAGGGCAGCGGCAAUCGUAUCAAAAGCAGCAAGGAGUUGGCAAUGGAAAAACAAUAG
Ipomoea nil (Japanese morning glory) is the source of this 2208-nucleotide messenger RNA. Its product is annotated as protein FAR1-RELATED SEQUENCE 5-like. The transcript is spliced from 3 exons. NCBI's taxonomy places the organism in Eukaryota, Viridiplantae, Streptophyta, Magnoliopsida, Solanales, Convolvulaceae. Gene Ontology annotation, biological process: regulation of DNA-templated transcription. The record is from RefSeq and is a predicted model, not a curated record. Bases 1 to 2208 code for a protein of 735 amino acids. Gene Ontology annotation, molecular function: zinc ion binding.